This is a messenger RNA of Frieseomelitta varia, 3040 nucleotides long. RefSeq lists its product as uncharacterized. The coding region runs from base 1004 to 2155 and encodes 383 amino acids. Lineage: Eukaryota; Metazoa; Arthropoda; Insecta; Hymenoptera; Apidae. The transcript is spliced from 3 exons. The record is from RefSeq and is a predicted model, not a curated record.
ACGUACAAUACUUCCAGCUGGUUACUCGCGGCUGACUCGUCGCGACGCGUGCUCAUCCAUCUACACACGUUAUCCAUCACCGAUAAACUUACACCUUUGUCAUCGACAAGCCUCCUCCUACAUUCACAAUCCUCCUGAGACAGAACCGAGACAGAAUCGUUCGCUCACCUUCGCUCUUCUUCGUUUCGUCCAAAUUUGUCACGGAUUAUCUAGUGUCGAACGUAGAGGAGAUUCGACGUCGAUUCACGAGUGUUCUUACAUUAGCUGUUACAUCAUCAACCGUGCGCCGUCUUGUAAUCUCCGCGGACAGUGGAGAAGUCUUGGCGUUGCCCUCGUUUCUCUCGUAAAUUAUCGCGUUUGCUGUUUUACGUGGGAAUUCUCUCUGAUAUCUAAUAAUCGUCCAAUCGUCGUGUGGCAACCAGUUCUGAAAAUAGACUCAUCCAAGUUGAGGGAACAGUGCAUCGACGAGGGAAGAUAAGGAGGAUUUCUUCCUCCAGAUAACCAGAGAAUCUUUUAUUACUCCAGUUUUAUCCAGGUUACGUUCAAUGUGAAGAUCAGUCGAGAAGAGGAAACCAUCCACGGUUGUUAUAACGCAGUUAAUAAUCAAUUGGAAGAAAAAAAAAAAAGAAAGAAACGUUGCAUCGAGAAGAAGAUACGAUGAAUUAUUUUCUACACACGUGCUUCAUUUAUCCAGAGAACGAAGACUCCGUUGGAUAGAAAUUAUCAGUUCGUUCCAGUUCGAUAAUAUCGAGAUAACCGAAGGGGACAGCUUCGAUUUUUUAGUCUCGAUUUCGUACGUUACGCUCUUCUCCUUCUGUUGUCGAGCAAGUAUAGAAAGAAAACACGUCAACCGACUUUUUACUACCAUCGACUCAGCGUUAAUCAGUUUGAACUUUAAACGCUCGUCUAGAUAGCAGUUCAUUUGUUUGUUUCACAAAGCAUCAACUUUAACACAAAGGAUCUUUGUGUGCUUUUCACACCUUCGUGGGCGCCAACUUGAAAAAUGGAAAAUUUGCUUGCCCAGACGACGGGGCAGCAGCGGCUCGACGACGUACCCUCGAGCGUGAAGUCCCACGAGGUGUGGGAGCGAAGCAUCGCGUUCAUCGAGCAGGAACUGCUCCCGGAGAUGGUGCACGAUCGUUGCUUCUGCGAGCCGAGUUCCAGGGAGUUCGUCGAGUUCGACUCGGCCACGAUCCGUCUCGACGAGCUAAGCCGAAGCAGCGAGAUCUACCGCGUCAACAUCGUGGUGAAAUUCUCCGGGGAGCCCAGCAGUUUCCCACUGCUGGUGAAACUGCUGCCCGAGGAUGGGGCCGAGCACAAGUCACCGACGGCGUUCGACGCGUACCAAAACGAGGAGAUGUUCUACUCGAAGAUGACGCGGAGCUACGGGACCGAUUUGGUCCCGAGGUGCUACCUGUCGGACCUGGGUCGCUACGGGAGGCCGGUGAUCGUUCUCGAGGAUCUGGAGGAGGCCGGUUACGCGCAGGUGGACGGCGAGCUGGACGAGGAUCACUUGAAACUGUGCGUGCAAGUUCUCGCCAAGUUUCACGCCAGAGGGCUGCGACUGAGAGCGACCGAACCGCAGAUCUUCCGAGAAUUCCAGGCGAAACUUCUGGAGAUCUCGCUCACCGACGAGGCUAUGUCGCAUUACGAGAAACGAUCAACCAGAAUGCUGGACAUCCUGGGAUCGAUGCCGAACUCGGGCUUCGCGGAGAGGAUAAAACAGAGGUUAAACAAGAGGCCGAUGGAAAUCGUGAAAGGCAUCGCGACGGAGGUGAACGACGUUUCAACAAUAUGCCACGGUCAUUUUUCGCACGAUAAUCUGCUGUUCAAAUACCAGAACGGGAAACCGAUCGACGCGAAGGUGAUCGACUGGCAAACAAUGAGAUAUUGUUCGCCGGCUGUCGAUCUCGGGCCCAUUCUACUGUAUAACGUGACGCGUGAAAACGGGCCGUCGGAGGUGCAGAAAAUUUUGACGUUGUACGUCGACACCGUACGAUCUGAAUAUCCAGAGAUAGACGCCGAACGUUUGAGGGAAGACAUUGUCGGCAAGUUCCUGUUCGCCUGCGUCGUUUUAUCCUUCCUCGAUCACAUCACCGACGACGAACUCACUCGAGUUCUGCUGCUGUUGGAACAGUUGGACGAUCUCGAUUAAACGGAGAAACGUGUAUACUUGUAGUUUCUCCGUUCGUUGGGAAUUUUACGUCAAUUUCAUUUGCCAUCGAUGGAUGGUAGAUCUUUCAAAAGAUGUACAUUUCAUGCAUUAAAAUGUAAUGGUAAUGAAAUAUCCAGAAUUUAUUACUAGACUGGGGAUUUUUUUUGAAUGCAAAUUGAGGAUACAAUUAGAAAGAAUCUCUUAAGGAGAAAAUUGUUUCACGUGCCAAACGUCCAUUGAAUCCAAUUUAUGCAAUGUUACAAGUGCGUAAAGUACGCACAUCGUAAUUGAACUAGGGAUUUUCCAUGUGUUUGUAGGAGACUUCAAGCCUACAAACGUAUUUUUGGUACACGAAAUAAUUUUCUUCCCGAGAGUUUUUCUUAAUUACACUCGUAAAAAUAAAAAUCUGAUGAUACACCUACAGUAGACAAAAUAAAUUUCUAUUUCUACUUUCAUUCUCUUUAGUUACGUUUGUCAAAAUUCAAAAAUGCGUAAAAACCCGCAAUCUGAUAAUUAGGUAUUUAUAUGAAUUUGUACGAUGAAUAUUAAUGAAGGUAUUGGAUUCUUAGUCGGUUUCUCUCCGUUAUGAAAAAUAAUACUAAUCAUUUUACUACAUUACGUGAACGUUGGAAACCGAUAUUCUUCGUCGAAUUAAAUUUCUUCUGUUAAUUAAUUAUUAAACAACCGCGAGACGAUAUUUUUGUGCAAUCUAUUAUAACCAUAAAUAAACUACUAUGUGUACUGAAGCAUAUUGCGCAAAAGUCUUUCAUCAUCUCGGCUACUAGUUUCAUAAUGGUAACUAAAUAUACUCGUGAGAGAAUUUUCACAUAUUAACUAUAUAUAAAAACGAACAACCGAAGGCUUGGACUAAUUUUAUUAAAGAUC